UUGGAGCCAAACCCAGCCAAGUCGGUAAGGGUUUGAGUCAGUUCCGUUGUCGCCCCGCCAUUAACCAACGGCACAACUUCAUCAUCUUCUUCACUCGACUUCUGUCAAAAUUCAAAAUUUCUACUUCUACAACCACGCAGCCCUUAAACAAACUAUCCAAAAACAUGAUUACAAAACAAAAUAGUUCAUGUUACAACUGGUUCAAAAGCAGAAGAAGAGGAAUAACCACAUGUACACUUCAACUGGAGUCCUCACUGGUCUCACAAUCGACGUCCAAUGACCACAACCUGCUUUGUCUCUCUUUAGCUGAACAAUUAAUUAAACGUGGCUUAAUAUCAUCAGCCCAACAAGUGAUUCGCCGUAUCAUUGCUAAUUCUGCCUCUGUUUCUGAUGCUAUUUCAGUCGUUGAUUUCGCAAAAUUUCAUGGCAUGGACCUUGAUAUGGGUAGCUAUCGUGCUAUCAUAAAGAAAUUGGUACAAUCUGGUCAAUGGCAAUUGGCACUUUCGCUUUAUUGUGAAAAUAUUGUUGCUGCAGGUAUUGAUCCUGACUCAGAUGUUUUGAAUUCGGUGGUUAUUUGUUACUGUGAGAUAGGCGAAUUAGAGGAUGCAAUGAAGCAUUUUGAUAGGAUUUUUUUGAUGGAUUCUGUUCCUGUUAAACCUGCUUGUAAUGCUAUUCUUAGAGAGUUAUAUGCGCAAGAAAGAUUUUUGGAGGCUUUUGAUUAUUUUGUUCGGAUACAUGAUGCUGGUGUAAACAUGAGUUUUUCUUCUUAUAAUAUUUUGAUUGAUGGGUUAUGUUAUAAAGGGUAUUUAAAUGAAGCCAUGAAAUCGUUUGAAAUGAUGCGUAAGAUAUCAGGAUUGACACCUAGUCUUCAUUUGUAUAAAUCUUUGUUUUAUGGUUUUUGUAAAAGAGGGUGGGUUGUGGAGGCUGAGUCGUUGUUUGAAGAAAUGGAAUCACAGGGGUUCUUUGUAGAUAAGAUGAUGUAUACUUCUUUGAUGAAUGCGUAUAGUAAGGAUAAGAAGAUGAAAAUGGCAAUGCGAGUUUAUUUGAGAAUGCUCAAGACAGGUUGUGAGCCGGAUAGUUAUUCUUGUAACACUUUAAUUCAUGGUUUUGUCACUAUGGGUUUGUUUGAUAAAGGGUGGGUAGUAUUCAACCAAAUGAUUGAGUGGGGAUUGCAGCCAAAUAUGGUCACUUAUCAUAUUAUAAUUAGUAAUUAUUGCAGGGAUCGGAAUGUGGAUUGUGCUUUGACACUUUUAAAUAACAUGUUAAGUAAUAGUAUAGCUCCCAGUGUGCACUGUUACACAGAUUUGAUUGCUUCUCUUUACAAGGAGAAUAGGCUAGUGGAGAUAGAUGAAUUGUACAAAAACAUGCUGGAAAAUGGCGUUGUUCCUGACCAUGUGCUAUCCUUUAUCCUCAUGAAGAAGUGUCCUAAGGGUCAAGAGCUUCAGCUUGCUCUCAUGGUGUUGCUAGCAAUUGCCAAGAAUGGAUGUGGUAUUGAUCCUUUGGCUCUCUCAACCUCCACUACUCUGAAUGCUACAGGGGAUUUGAUCAAAGCAAUUGAGCUUCUGCUUGGGGAAAUUGUGAAAAGCAACCCAAAUCUCGCUAAUGUGGCAUUUGGUGUCUAUAUCAGUGCCUUGUGCAAGGGUGGAGAAUCAGAGUAUGCUUUCCUUUGCAUGGAUAAAUUGGUUAGUCUUGGAUGCAGACCUUUGCUUAUUACUUAUAACUCUUUGAUCAAGUGCCUUUGCCAGGAGGGACUUUUUGAGGUUGCCAAUUCCUUAAUUGAACUUAUGCAAGACUCUGGUACGGCUCCGGAUAUAUCUACUUAUUUGAUAAUGGUAAGUGAAUAUUGUAAACGAGGAGAUAUAGCUUCAGCCUAUGGUGUUUUGGACCAAAUGGAUAUGAGAGGACUGAAGCCUGGUGUUUCUAUCUAUGAUAGAAUAAUAGGUUGUCUUUUCAGGGAAAAAAGGAUACUUGAAGCAGAAGUUAUGUUCAAGAGAAUGCUGGAGGCAGGUGUGGAUCCUGAUGAGGUUGUCUAUGUGACAAUGAUCAAUGGAUACUCCAAAAAUGGAAAACCUAUUGAAGCUUGCCAAUUGUUUGAGAAAAUGAUGGGGAAUUCAAUUCAACCAAGUUCUUAUUCUUACACUGCCCUGAUCAGUGGAUUGGUGAAGAAAGGUAUGAUGGACAAGGGAUGCAUGUACCUUGAUAGGAUGUUAGGAGAUGGGUUUGUGCCAAAUGCUGUGCUCUAUACCUCUCUUAUCAAUCAUUUCUUAAGGAUAGGGGAGUUUGAAUUUGCCUUUAAACUAGUUGAUUUGAUGGAUAGAAACCAGAUAGAAGGUGAUUUGAUCACGUAUAUUGCUUUGGUCAGUGGUGUUUGUAGACAUAUGACUGGUAGAAAAAGAUUGUUUAUUGUUGACAGAGGGUCUGAAAAUGCGAAGGAAAUGUUGUAUCAGUUGCUCCAUCAGAGAACUUUACCCCUGAGGAAGAACAAUUUAAAAGUUUGUGUCAAUUCUCCUGAAGGAAUGAAAUCUUUCGCAUUGAAGCUCGUGAAGAAAGUUAAAGAAAUUCAGUUUAUGCCAAACUUGUACCUUUAUAAUGGUAUAAUUUCUGGAUUUUGUGGGGCAGGUAGGAUUCAGGAUGCACAUGAUCAUUUGGAGAUGAUGCAAAGGGAAGGCGUAUGUCCCAAUCAGGUGACUUAUACUAUUCUCAUUGAUGGGCAUAUCAGAGCUGGUGAAAUUGAUUGUGCCAUUGGGUUUUUCAAUAAGAUGAAUGCAGAUGGUUGUGCUCCUGAUAGAAUCACAUAUAACACUUUGCUAAAAGGUCUUUGCCAAGCUGGUAGAUUGCCUGAUGCAUUGUCAAUCUUAUAUACGAUGCAUAAGAGGGGAUUCUUCCCAAGUAAGGCUUCUUAUGAAAAUUUACUCAAAUGUCUUUGUUCUAGUUGUUUGAGCAUUCCCGCCUUCAAAAUGUUUGGAGAAAUGAUUGCACACGGUUAUGUACCUCGUCCAUAUAGUUACAACUGGUUGCUUUGCAUCCUAUGCGAAGAAAAACAAUUGCCUGAAGCCCAUAUGGUGCUUGAUAUGAUGCAUGAAACAGGGAAGCUUCCUUACAAAUCAACGAAGAGGCUUUUGGGGGAAACAUUUCACAGGCAAAGAGAACUUCUCUUUUCAUGAGCACAGUAUAUAUUUUGUUGUCUGGUUGUCAUAGCUUGGUCACCACAGCUAAUGAAGAAGUGAUUUCUCUUGGGAAUUGGUGGGUAUUAUGCACUCCCUUUUGCAGCCUCACUAAAGAUUUCCAUGGUUUGCAGCUCCCAAUCAUCAGGUUGUCAUUCAAUUGUUAGGAUUGGUUUUCAAUUUCUGCCAACAAUAAAGGAAGAGGAUCACAAUUCGAUGCGAUUUCAUCUGCU
Molecule: messenger RNA, 3397 nt
Organism: Pistacia vera
Lineage: Eukaryota; Viridiplantae; Streptophyta; Magnoliopsida; Sapindales; Anacardiaceae
Product: pentatricopeptide repeat-containing protein At5g62370
Exons: 3
Coding region: 165-3164 (999 amino acids)
Cellular component (GO): chloroplast
Molecular function (GO): protein binding
Source: RefSeq, a predicted model, not a curated record